GCAAAUUUCUCUCUCCCUCUCCCUUUUUUUUACACAUUUAUAUCAAAGAGGGUGAAAAAAAGUACAACCCGAAGCGCCACUUUCGAUUGGCGGGCCUAAAUUCAGACAGCACUUUGCUGUAGACUGUCUCAGUAUGGCAGAAUCAGGACGCUAGACGGAUUAUCCGCCACUUUCGGAUAUUUAACGUGCCCACUUUUUACAAUUGUUUUUUUUUUGUUUGUUUAAUUUGAAAGUAAACAAAAUAAAAAUAUUUCUACUUUUCUAAACGAACAAAACAACAAAAUUAAGUUUUUCUGUGAGUAAAAAAGAAAGUCUGGAGAGAAGAAAGAAGAAAAAGUUUGUGUAACUACAGUAUGCUACAAACUGGAAAAUGAGGAUAAAUAAGUUGCUGUUGGUAUGCACAUUAGGGGAAAUUAUAUGGCUGACAGCUGAUUGUGGAAAGAGUUCUGUCACCCAGAAAUUUUCAACCGGAAAACAGCUAAAGAACAGAAAAACUUUCAGAGAGGGGGCGAAUUCUAGAUUAUUUAAAGAAGGCAAGAAGGACAGAUGCCAGAAAUAUAAAAAGAAUAGUAGAAUAUCCGUUGAACAGCGAUUAUUGAAUUAUCUACUCGUCGACUACGAUAUAGACGCAAGAGGCGUUAAGGACGUUAAUAAUACUGUAAAAGUCACCAUAGAAUUUCUACUACUUCGAAUUCAAGGAUUAGACGAAAGGUCGCAAGUACUAACUACUACUGGCUUAGUGAUUACGGAAUGGUUCGACGAGAGGUUGACGUGGAACCCUGAAAAGUACGACAACUUGACAGACGUUGUAAUACGCCCAGAAAGGAUCUGGCUACCAGAACUUGCUUUAAUGAAUGGAGCGGAUGAACUAGCACCGGAUUUCAAACAGAUAAGGGUUCGGUUAAGUUACAAUGGAAAAGUUCACUGGGAGCCUGGAGGAAUAUUUACGACAACUUGUGACAUAGAUAUAAGAUAUUUUCCAUUCGAUGAACAAUUGUGCCCUAUUCAAAUUGGAGCUUGGGCAUAUUAUAGUGCUCGUAUGAAUUUAACUAAUGCUACGGGUACUAUACCAACGCAUAACUUCCGAAUGAAUGGAGAGUGGCAGGUCAUUGGAACCUCGGUUGAAUGGUUAGAAACAAUUCUACCCUGCUGUCCAGAUACGAGAUAUCCAUACGUUCAAUUUACUUUAUAUUUAAGGAGAAGGCAUGCUUUUUACAUUAUGAAUAUAGUCCUACCCUGUUCGUUGCUCAGCGUUCUGGUUAUGAUUGUUUUCUGUCUACCUCCUGACGCUGGCGAAAAAAUAAGUCUGGGAAUUUCGGUAUUAUUAGCGUUUACGGUUUUUCUUCUAAUGGUUGCUGAGAACGUUCCGAGGACUUCCCUACAUAUUCCUAUUAUUGUCAUUUAUCUCACCUGUACAAUGGCCUUUGGUACGGUAUCUGUUUGCCUAACCGUCCUAGUGCUCAACCUUCACCACCGGGAUUCUGAAAGGAAGAUACCUAAAUGGGUUCGGAUUAUUGUUUUGAAUUAUUUGUCUAAGCUACUGUGUGUAUCUGCUAGACGGCCAAAGUCAUUAGCUGAUCGCUUGCAUGCUGUUGAUGAAUUGGAAAACAAAACUAACGUCCGACACGGUUUAGGCCAAAUAGCAACUGACAUGAGUUUAUUAAGGCCGAUUUUACAAGAAGAAUCGGCUAUGCAAGCUAACCAAGCAUCUUCUACAAGGGAAAAUGGCCAACCCGGUAAAUACUCUUCGAUGAGAGACGCUAUAUUUCCAGUUUUCCAGAAGGAAAAAAAGAGAUCGGAAAAUUGCCAAGAAUGGAAAGAAUUGGCGCAUGUUAUGGACAGAUUAUUCUUCAUUCUCGUGUUUAUAUUCAUGAAUUUGUCGGCCCUCAUUAUAUUCCUGGUACCCUACUAUAGGGAACAGUUGAACGUGCCUCAACCGGUCGACGAAGAGAGGAUCUGAUCUGCAAUUUUCAAAGCAAUAAAGAAGAGGCGUUCGGAUUUUUCUUUUUCUAUGGAAACUCGAAUUAAUAAAAUACGUGCUGUAAAAUUAAACUUUAAUAAUACAUUCUAUAAACUUGUUCAUAGUUUUCAUAUUUUUUCAAUUUAAUUUAUGAAGAGAAGGCGAUUUUAAUUUAGCAAUAACAUCUAUUUUUUUAUUUUUCAGCUUUAUACAUGA
Messenger RNA from Dimorphilus gyrociliatus, 2176 nucleotides. NCBI's taxonomy places the organism in Eukaryota, Metazoa, Annelida, Polychaeta, Dinophilidae. The record is from the annotation of a GenBank genome assembly.